Messenger RNA from Orussus abietinus, 539 nucleotides. Its product is annotated as N(G),N(G)-dimethylarginine dimethylaminohydrolase 1-like. Lineage: Eukaryota; Metazoa; Arthropoda; Insecta; Hymenoptera; Orussidae. Gene Ontology annotation, molecular function: amino acid binding; dimethylargininase activity. The record is from RefSeq and is a predicted model, not a curated record. Gene Ontology annotation, biological process: arginine metabolic process; positive regulation of nitric oxide biosynthetic process.
AGCGCAUCGAAAGGGAAGCAACGUACAGUUAUCAAACAUUAACAGUGCCAGAAGACGAUGCUGCUAAUGUUAUUUACAUAAACGGGACAUUAAUUCACCGAUCAGAAGAAGAGAUCCCGAAAUCUGCAAAAGUUUUUGCUGAGAAGUUUAUGUUACAAUGCCGUUAUGCUCCACGGUUUCAAAUGCUCCAAAUCCAACUCAAGAAGACAUCAUAGACUUAUGAUACAUGGACUCGCUAUAUAUUCUCCUAUCGUUUGCCCGUCGAAAAAUAUGUGAGUGAGAGGGAACUGCUUGAGGAUCCUUCUGUCUCAAUCUAACUGUGCACGCAUUGGAAAUAAAAUGAAAGCGCCAUUGCGGUAACUUUGUCAAUAAUGUUGCAUGUUGCAGCGACGUUACAGUGAUAUUAUCAGUGGAUGGGAGCAUCUCUUGCUUAAUAGAUAAGUAGUAGGAGCAACCAGGGCCGUCGUGACAUUUCGCGGGGCCGAGUUAACAAAUUUUGCGGGGCCUGAAUACACAUUCAAAUCCUACACUUAAAUUUU